AUGAAGCCAAGUGCCAUCCUCGUCGCCGCUCUGGCCUGCUCCGCCACGGCUGCCCCGGUCCUUGAGACUCGCCAGUUCGGCCUUGGUGGCAUCUUUGGCCUCCCCCUCUCCAUCUUUGGUCAAGGCAUCAACCUUGCCGGCGACAUUUUCGACUCGGCGGCCUGCGCAUUUAGCACCGUCAUCGGUGGCCGCAGCUCGCUCUGCUUCAACCAGGCCGGCAGGUCAGACGGCAACGGCAAGGGUGUCACGAUCGUCAUCAAGGUUGGUGCCAAUGGUGGUGCCAACGGCGGUGCCAGUGGUGGUGCCAACGGCGGUGCCAGUGGUGGUCUGACCGGUGGCAUCAGCGGUGGCAUCAGCGGCAGUCUCGGCGGUGGCAUCGCCGGUGGCAGCGGCGGGAGCACUGGGGACAGCGACGCCAAUGGGAAUGCCGACGGCGCUAUUGACGCCGACAAGGCCAUGGACGAGUUCGGCUACGGCUUCAAGUACAAGACUGUCGGCGACAGGUGGAGGAUCACCAUCACGCCCAACAACAAGGAGCUCGAGGAAUGCGAGGAGUUUUACCCCAAGGACUCGGAGAAGGGCAUCCAGGAGCUCGUUGCUGAGGCUGCUCUGGAGUGCCUGAACAAGUAA
Emericellopsis cladophorae is the source of this 630-nucleotide messenger RNA. RefSeq lists its product as uncharacterized. Bases 1 to 630 code for a protein of 209 amino acids. The transcript is spliced from 2 exons. NCBI's taxonomy places the organism in Eukaryota, Fungi, Ascomycota, Sordariomycetes, Hypocreales, Bionectriaceae. The record is from RefSeq and is a predicted model, not a curated record.